AUGAGCUACUACGCAUUACUCAAGUACAUCGUCGUGGGCGACACCGGCGUGGGCAAGAGCUGCCUCCUUCUGCAGUUCACGGACCGGCGUUUCAAGGAGGCCCACGAGCUCACGAUCGGCGUCGAGUUCGGGGCGCGCAUGAUCUACGUCGAACCGCGCGUGCCGCUAAAGCUCCAGAUCUGGGACACGGCGGGCCAGGAGAGCUUCCACUCGAUCACGCGGUCCUACUACCGCGGCGCGGCCGUCGCGCUCCUCGUCUACGACGUCACGCGGCGCGAGACGUUCGAGAACGUGCGGCGUUGGCUCGCGGAGACGCGGAAGAACUCCAACGAUCAGUGCCUCGUCGUCCUCAUCGCGAACAAGUGCGACCUCGUGCACCAGCGCGCGGUCUCCGAGGCAGAGGGCGCGGCCUUUGCGCUCGAAAACGGCCUCAUCUUCCUCGAGGCGUCGGCGAAGACGCGGACGAACGUCGACGAGGCGUUCGUAGCGCCCGCGCGGAAAGUCUAUGGGAUGAUCAAGGCCGGAGAGAUCGAAUGCAACAACACGGAGGGCGUGAAGCGCGGCAGCACGAGCCUCUACCCCGACGACGACGACGACGGUCCGCCGCGCCGCCGGUCGACCUGCUGCCGCUAG
Molecule: messenger RNA, 633 nt
Organism: Aureococcus anophagefferens
Lineage: Eukaryota; Pelagophyceae; Pelagomonadales; Pelagomonadaceae
Exons: 1
Coding region: 1-633 (210 amino acids)
Cellular component (GO): Golgi apparatus
Molecular function (GO): GTP binding; GTPase activity
Source: RefSeq, a predicted model, not a curated record